This is a messenger RNA of Aspergillus caelatus, 549 nucleotides long. RefSeq lists its product as uncharacterized. The record is from RefSeq and is a predicted model, not a curated record. The transcript has a single exon. Lineage: Eukaryota; Fungi; Ascomycota; Eurotiomycetes; Eurotiales; Aspergillaceae. Bases 1 to 549 code for a protein of 182 amino acids.
AUGAACGACGACAUGGAGGACGACGAAGAUGAUGACGCGGACGAUAACACAGACAGCAACGCUGAAGAGGUCGCAAAGCUAUCCUGCCCAACGAGCCUCCCCAUUGAUCCAGCCACAGAAAAAGAACGAAAUCUCAUGACCAACGUCCCAACCGACCCUCUCUCACCCCUCAAGGACCACAUCGAUGAAAUAUCAUCCCUAACACUCGAUGAGACCAUACAAGCCAUCUCAGAUCUCAUUUCCGGAUUUUCCACCACUGUUUCAUCAAAUGGAGAAUACCUUGUCACCCACGACAACUACGAGGGCACUGUUGACCUCGACCGCCUAUGUGAAGUGUACGACAACUGCGCAAAGCGCUGGCUGGACGAGCAUACAACUCUCCAAACACAUCUUCUGCAGGGCUCUCUCGACACAUUGGUAUCAUCCCUUUACCGGUUCGGUGAUCUUUUUCUGAACGCAGGACGAACAUUAAGUGAAACUAUUGAACCUCUGGACGAUUGUGGGUACCAAAACGCCACACAAGUACGUGUCCUCAAAGAGGAGGUCUAA